UAGAACGUCAUUAGUCGAAACCGGUCAGUAGAUCUGAUCAGAUGUGGCUGUGAUGCGGCUCUCUCGUGUGGCUGAACGAUGGCUCCGGCUGAGAGUUGACGCAGCUUAUCUGCUUCUGUUGCUGCUGUUGCUACUAAGCGUAGCUUCGCCGACUCAAGGUUUACGACUAGCUGAGAAAAAAUGUCAGGAAUACAUCAAGGCCAAUACGGAAACUUCUUACGGAGGGCCACUGACUCUUGACUCUACGGUGUCAGAAUUUCAUUCGGUCAACUGUACCCAGUCGGUAGACUUGAUCGUUAAUGGCGAAGCCGCUGGGCGUGGAGAGUUUCCGCAUCAAGCCGUUCUCGGCUAUCUGAAGGCAAACUCAACCACCGACUAUCACUGGCAAUGUGGAGGAUCGCUAAUAAGCGACAAAUUUGUGAUGACUGCGGCUCAUUGCGGAACUCCUGCCGUGGUUCGAUUGGGAGCGCAUGAUCUUUGGGAGGAAUCGGAUAUCGACAUCAACUACGAUGUGGCCGAGUUUAUCAAACAUCCCGAUUACAAGGUGAAGCUAUCGUACAACGAUUUGGCACUGGUUCGACUAACGUGGCCGGUCGAAUUCAGUCCAGCCAUACGGCCGGCCUGUCUGUGGACAACUGUCCCAUUGAACAUAACGACGGUGCUGGCAACCGGUUUUGGAUUCACCGAUUUCGCCAUAAAUGCUUCGUCGGUGCUGAUGAAGGUCAACCUUGACGUGCUUGCUCGAUCCGGAUGCGAGCAGAAGCUGGAGUUCGAUCGGAAGUUCAAGCAAGGCAUAAUCGGGGAGCAGCUGUGCGUCGGAAGCCUCAAAGGGCGGAAAGACACGUGCCAGGGCGAUUCUGGGGGACCCAUCCAGGUUGUUUCGGCCCUGGAAACCUGUAUGUAUCACGUGGUCGGAGUGACUUCAACCGGUGGAACCUGUGGAGUGGGACGUUCGGAGUCGGUUUACACCCAAGUGGCCAGCUACAUCGACUGGAUCGAGCGGGUAGUUUGGGAGGAUGAAAUUAAAGACCAGGGAGAGGAGGCAGUGAAGAGAAGCGGUGGCCUAUGGGUUUUCCCGGAUCAACUUCCGACACCUACUCAGUGAUUGAAAAAUGAUUUUAAGACAAAUAAAUUUUGUUUCAGUCAUCCUA
Messenger RNA from Uranotaenia lowii, 1151 nucleotides. Its product is annotated as serine protease snake-like. Gene Ontology annotation, molecular function: serine-type endopeptidase activity. Lineage: Eukaryota; Metazoa; Arthropoda; Insecta; Diptera; Culicidae. The record is from RefSeq and is a predicted model, not a curated record. Gene Ontology annotation, biological process: proteolysis. The transcript is spliced from 4 exons. The coding region runs from base 53 to 1105 and encodes 350 amino acids.